This is a messenger RNA of Strongylocentrotus purpuratus (purple sea urchin), 2119 nucleotides long. RefSeq lists its product as uncharacterized. Gene Ontology annotation, molecular function: calcium ion binding; Notch binding. The transcript is spliced from 9 exons. NCBI's taxonomy places the organism in Eukaryota, Metazoa, Echinodermata, Echinoidea, Camarodonta, Strongylocentrotidae. The coding region runs from base 41 to 2119 and encodes 692 amino acids. The record is from RefSeq and is a predicted model, not a curated record. Gene Ontology annotation, biological process: Notch signaling pathway.
UCAGGAUGAUCAGGACAUAUUAUUCUUGAGUGGAAACAAGAUGGCUAUUCGUCUUCAUAUUGCGCUUUGUGGUUUUCUCCUGGCAUUAAGUCGUGUUAUCCACGCAUCUAAUAGUAACAACAUCACCCUAACACCGACGAAUUCUCAAGUGUCCUUUCGAUUCAACAGUUCUGAACCAUUUUGUGAUCCUCCAAUUUGCGAUUAUAACUGUGAUAUCUAUGUGACAAGUCCACCGGGAACCAUCCUGAAUGCUACUUUUCUAGCUCUUCACGUUCCUGAAGAUGACAAGAUGACUAUUAAAAAUCUGAACACCAACGAGGUGAUAGGGAUAAUUGAUUGGAUAUCUUCAGUGAUCGAUCCGAUCUUUUUGGAUUCCUCGCAAAUGAAGAUCGAAUUUGAUCGUUGUGAUGGCAGCAGUCCUUACUCCUAUUUGGAAGCGGAAUUUUCUUUUACUGACCAAUUACAAGAUUCGUUCGUCCGGUCAAGCGCUGGUGCGUUCGCCCUGUCCGAUACCUACCCCAGCAUCACCAUACAGAGUGUCAACCUAUCUUCCUUGACUGACGUGGCAGCCACACUGCACUGGUUCAUCACAGCCAGCUCUUACACCUGGAUCCAGGUCGACAUCUUGGACAUGAAUCCAGGAGAGGGUGGAGAAGUCUGCAUCUUUGAUACCUUCGAUACCUAUGGAGAGUGGGUGUGCAUGAGGGAUUCCGUGUCGUCGACCACCUGGUACUCGUACGAUGACGAGAUCAAGAUGUCGUUUUACGUCAACGGAAAUAGUCAGCUUGGUGCUGGCCUGACGGUGAAGCUGUCUAUUGUUGAUCAUUCAACAUGGAAUGGACAGUUUUUGACAUUAGCAGCAUGCAACCCCAAUGUAAUUGUUCAGGAGGUUGAGACCAUAAGCUUUGUGACACCAUACUUCAACCAAUCCUUGGAAAAUGUGAGAUAUCAAUGCAGGAUGUCUUUCACAAACGGGGACCCGUUGCAACCAACCAGCCUCGAGUACAAUCAUUUUGAUGUUCCAGGCGAGGUUUCAGUUUUUACGGUAGAGUCCGGUCAGUUUGUAAACCUUGCAGAUGCAACGGAUAUUAAAGUGGACAUCUCUCCUGAUUCACCAAUCGUCUCCAUAUCACCAACUCACGAACUCGAAGUUGAUGUGACUACAGGAAAGUACAAUGGCACUGGAAUCGGAAUGAUGGUGCAACCAUAUACAGGUGACACAGCGAAUAGAGGGCCAGAGCCCAUGUCAUCCUUUGGCGUCGCCAUCGAGCUCGACGACAACUCCUACUUACAGGAGUUCACCACCCUUGGUUACCCAACUCUUCCCGAAGGCGAUAUCAACAUCAGGUGGUUGUUCGACAAACCCAUCACGGAUACGGCCAUCAAGGUUGAGUUCAUUGACUUUGAUAUCGGUGCAGCUACACUGUUCGGUCACAUUGCAGAGACUGCCCCUCCCCCAUGGGAGUUCACGGGAUCGACCCUGCCGGAUGAUAUCCGCACGGAGACACAGAGGCUUACACUACUGCUACGAUCAGACAUUGUAUGCUGCAAACGAGGGAUUCACUUCAACGUGACACUAAUAACACUGAACAAUGAAUGUUUGAAUUCACCAUGUAAUAACGGAGGAACUUGCUAUGAUGAUUUGGAAUCCUUCCGAUGCAUCUGUCCUACCGGUUACAUUGGAGAUCUUUGCCAAAAUCUAAUUACAACGGCUGGGUCAAGCCCUCAAACAUCACCACAGAGUUCAACUACAGUACAUGUCAGCAGAGAGCACGGCUACCUAUGUUUACCCACCUCCCUUCCUCCCGAUCGGCCUCCUGAGUACGAGACAAUCCCACCUUUGAAGGAAGGAGGGGCACAUGGGGGCGACUACCUAGAACUGGACAGUUCCGCCAUUGGUGGUGUUGAUUAUGAGAAGCUCCGUGAAGAUAAAGCUCAUUCACCAGGGAACCGAAAUCCACCUGAGUACGCCUCUAUCAUACCCGUGGGCCCUGCUCAGAAUCGCGAUUCUCAGUAUUCCCAGGACUAUAUUGAGCCUAUCAGCAGUAUACCGAUGAGUGGCACCACAUAUCUACCGUCUGGUGUUAAUCCGGAGCAAACCACAACGUUCCACAGGUGA